AAGAGCUCCUCUAUUGGCUCACCAAGUGACUCGUUCGUUAAGGUUGCUUGAACCAUCAUCUCCCCGUUGCCUUACUCUUACCUUCGUUUUCGGGCAGUGAAGUCGUCAUCAUGAAGGCCUACGCUAUCCUUCUCGCACUUGCUACCUCAGCUAUUGCAGGGAAACAUGGCUACAGUUACCCUCCUUACCCCCAUCCCCCUCCUCCACCGGUUAUUACUACUACGACCGAUUACCUGACUACCUAUACGACUGUUACCACAUGUCCAGUUUUCUCUACGGUGACUGCUGGGGGGUCAACAUACGUUGAGACGAGUUUGGCCACCUCGACUAUUGUUGUAACGGAAUGUCCAGGGGGCUCCUGUGGAGGGGAGGUUACUGUAACGCAGCCUGACACUACCGUUGGUACUACUACCAAGGUCGAGCUCACAUAUACGACGACCUGCCCUGUUACUGAGACUGUUACUGUUGGCGGCUCAACACACACAACUAUCUACACAACCACUCGCGUGGAAGUGACAUAUGUCGACACAACCGUUUUUGCAACUGAAACGGGCCCUGCAGUUACCGAGACCUCUGGAGAAGUUGUCUAUACCACAAAGACCCAUGUCAGUCCGGUGACAGAGACGAAGACCGUUGAAGGAGAGACUGUCGUUGUUACGUGGACUGCCACGCAGACGAUCGUUACCGAUGUUCCGAUCACUGCUACUGAGUAUACAUCCUACACUGUCACCGAGCAUGUCGAGACAUCUGUCUACGAGACUGUGACAUGCCCCGAGACGACGUAUGCCACGGUCUCAGAAGGUACCACUAUUUAUGUCACUAGCACUGGCACUUCGACUAUCUACGAAACUACGGCUUACACAGUUGUUGAAACUAUUCCCGUCACUCAGACAACAGAACUCGGUGUGACUAUUACCUCGCAGGAAACUGUCGGCGAGACAGUCACUGAGCUGCCCACUGUUUGGGUCACGGAAGGAGAUACGACCAUCAUCAGUGAGCCAGCACCGACUACUACCGUGGUAUAUCCCACCACUCUGGUCACCACCAUAAGUCAGACCAUCUCGUACCCUGCUGGGUCAACUGUGGUCGAGACAACUGUUGUUGUCGAACCAGAAACUUCUACACUCAUUUAUCCCACUACUGUAGUCCCUUCAACAAGUGAGACCAUCAUCACCAUCACGCCAGAGCCCUCAUCUACUACUGUCGUAUACCCUACGACCAUUAUUCCCGAGACUAGCGAGACAAUAAUUGUCCCUCCUGUCAGCGAGACGACCAUCGUCAGCGUGCCUGAGCCUUCUUCCACUGUUGUAUACCCCACAACCAUCAGCAUACCCGUGUCGUACUCGCAGCCCCCGGUUCCAACUGAGAGCACAUCAGUUGGCGAGACGACCAUCGUUAGCGAGCCAGAGCCUUCUACUGUGGUAUAUCCGACCAUCAGCAUCCCUUCUUACUCGUUCCCCCCUGUGCCGACUGUGAUCGUCACCCCGCCCAACAGCGUACCCGCCACCACCGUCUAUCCCACUACCAUCACCAAGACCGUUUCUCACCACCCCACGGUCCACCAUACCUCGACCAAGAGCAGCUCCUCGUCUGAAUAUCCUACAAGCACCAGCUCCGAGGUUCCGUCAGGACUAGCGGCUCAAGUCACUCCAGCCGCAGCGCUCUUGUUCGGCAUUGCUGGCUUCGCCGCAUUGCUCUAGUCAUCGAGCGGAAAACCAAGAUGCAUAAAAGCCCGGUCUACAGGAUACGCCUCAUGUAGAUGAAUGGAAUCCAGAUCCCAACGAUCAUGGCAAUUACCAUUGACAAGUAGCAUCAUGCAUGAUGGAGGGAGGAAAAAGGAGGACAGAGAGAAGAGAAGGGGUAAGAGGUCAAACAAGGGAGGGGUCAAAGACGCAUUUCGCGGACAUGCUUUCAAACCCAGGCACGCUUAUUUUCUAAACUUAAUCGUAAUAUAAUUCCACCCUACUUGCUACUACUGUACUUCCUCU
Xylaria bambusicola is the source of this 1988-nucleotide messenger RNA. RefSeq lists its product as uncharacterized. The record is from RefSeq and is a predicted model, not a curated record. Bases 111 to 1700 code for a protein of 529 amino acids. The transcript has 3 exons. NCBI's taxonomy places the organism in Eukaryota, Fungi, Ascomycota, Sordariomycetes, Xylariales, Xylariaceae.